This is a messenger RNA of Hibiscus syriacus, 805 nucleotides long. Its product is annotated as kunitz trypsin inhibitor 5-like. NCBI's taxonomy places the organism in Eukaryota, Viridiplantae, Streptophyta, Magnoliopsida, Malvales, Malvaceae. The coding region runs from base 25 to 642 and encodes 205 amino acids. Gene Ontology annotation, molecular function: endopeptidase inhibitor activity. The record is from RefSeq and is a predicted model, not a curated record. The transcript has a single exon.
CAGAAGCAAGGCAUAAAAAAAACAAUGAAGGCUGCAUUAUUUUCAGCACUUGCUUUCCUUCUCUUCAGCUCAACAAUAGUCGCUGAUCAACCCAAUGCAGUGCUCGACGUGUCAGGUCAAGAGCUCCUGACCGGCACCGAUUACUACGUUUUACCGGUCAUCCGCGGUAGAGGAGGCGGGCUCACUCUCGGCAGCGCCACCAACGCUGACCCCAACACCGGUUGCCCGCUCGUCGUCGUUCAAGAGCAGCUGGAAGUGUCGAGCGGUCUCCCACUAUAUUUUUCACCUGUGAACGUCGAGCAACAAGGCGGUAUUGUACGUGUAUCCACCGAUUUCAACGUCAUAUUCAACGCUUCUUCGAUUUGUGUCCAAAGCACUCUAUGGGAACUUGCCUUCGACGAAUCUUUACAGAAGUUCGUGGUGGCUACCGGCGGUGUUCCGGGCAACCCGGGGCCUGAAACUCUGAACAACUGGUUUAAGAUCGAGAGAUUUGAAGAUGAUUAUAAGCUUGCUUUCUGCCCCGGGGUGUGCGAUAUCUGCAGACCUGUAUGUGGGGACUUGGGUGUUUUUAUUGAUGAUGAUGGGGUUAGGCGCUUGGUGCUUGCCGAUGAGCCAUUGAAGGUUAUGUUUAGGAGGGCUUGAAGUAGUCGUGCACAUCGAGACCUUAUUUCCCUUGGAUUUACUACCCCACACCUUUUAGCUUUUCAAUUUUAUGUAAUAUUUAUGUAUAUGAUGCCAAUAAGAUCGCAAUAAUGUAAAUCUUGGGAAGUACUAUUAUAUGUAAAAAAUAUAUAAUUUGAUUACA